This is a messenger RNA of Auxenochlorella protothecoides, 687 nucleotides long. RefSeq names its product Phosphomannomutase. Gene Ontology annotation, cellular component: cytosol. The transcript has 7 exons. Gene Ontology annotation, biological process: mannose metabolic process; protein N-linked glycosylation; GDP-mannose biosynthetic process. The record is from RefSeq and is a predicted model, not a curated record. Gene Ontology annotation, molecular function: phosphomannomutase activity. The coding region runs from base 1 to 687 and encodes 228 amino acids. Lineage: Eukaryota; Viridiplantae; Chlorophyta; Trebouxiophyceae; Chlorellales; Chlorellaceae.
AUGACCAAGCGCGUCCUCGCCCUCUUUGACGUCGACGGGACCCUGACGGUGGCACGCAAGGCUGUGAAGGUGGGUACUGUCGGCGGCUCCGACCUCGCAAAGCAGCUAGAGCAGCUGGGCAAGACAGUCCUGGAGGACUUUGACUUUGUGUUUGCUGAGAAUGGUCUGGUGGCGUAUGAGGCGGGUAAGCUGCUGGCGGUGCAAUCGAUUGCCAAGCACCUGGGAGAGGAGUCGCUGCAGCGACUCCUCAACUUCAUGCUGCAGUAUCUUUCAGGCAUCGAGCUGCCAGUAAAGCGUGGCACCUUCAUCGAAUUCCGUAAAGGCAUGCUGAAUGUAUCGCCCAUUGGACGCAACUGCUGCCAGGAGGAGCGGGACGCCUUCGAGGUGUACGACCUCAAGCAUGGCAUCCGGGCAAAGUUCCUCGAGGUAUUGAAGGAGAAGUUUGCAGACCUGGACCUCACCUAUUCCAUCGGGGGUCAAAUUUCCUUUGAUGUGUUUCCAAAGGGCUGGGACAAGACGUAUUGCCUUCGGUAUGUGCGAGAGCAGUUUGAUGAGAUCCACUUCUUUGGCGACAAAACCUUCGAGGGUGGCAACGACUACGAAAUUUUCGAGUCUCCAGAGACCAUCGGCCACACAGUGAAUGGCCCUGCCGACACCAUUGCCCAAACCACUAAGCUUUUCUUGUGA